This is a messenger RNA of Xyrichtys novacula (pearly razorfish), 1388 nucleotides long. NCBI's taxonomy places the organism in Eukaryota, Metazoa, Chordata, Actinopteri, Labriformes, Labridae. The record is from the annotation of a GenBank genome assembly.
AUGACCAUGAUGAUGACAAACUCACAGUUUGGCCUGGAAGACAUGGAGGCCCUUCUCUGGGAGCCUUCCUCUCCCAUGGCUGACCACAUGGAUCUCAUGUCUUUCCGCCCUGACGAAGAAGAACAGCAGAAAGGAGGAGGAUUGUCACUUGAGGGGGACACCUCACCCGUCUCCCCUCUCGCCUCCUCGUCACCGUCUUCUUCCUCCUCUCCUCCUCCCUUCUACUCUCCCCCUCCUUCGCCGCUGGCCGCCCUCCUCCCUGGGGACAAAGCCGGGGCCGAGUCUGACCUGCUCUCCCUCCCGUGGUUGGGUGACCCCAGUCAGCUGAGGCAGUCAGUCUCAGAUGACGGCAAAGGUGAUAAAGAUGUAAAAUAAAACAUCCAAAAAAGUGGAGUGUUUAUAGAAAAUGUCACGUGUUUCCUGCAACAGUUAUUUAUAAAAAUGCUUUGUUUACAUCCACAGAGGAUAUGUUUGGUGACUUUGACUGGAUGGCAGAGAGAGUGGACCUGAGCGAGUUCGACCUGGACUCUCUGAUUGGCUCCUGCAGCCCUCAUGAUGAGUCCCCCAGCUCUCCAGAAGACCUCUUGUCCUCCCUGGAUUGCCCCAUGGAGCUUGAAUCCCUCCCUGUGUCCACCCCUGAGAGUUUCCCUGCUGCCCCUCCUCAAAGUCUGCCUCCCCCUCCCUCCCCUCCUGUCUCUCCAGAGCCUCUUACCAUCAUAGUAGAUGAGCCUGAAUCCUGCAUUGAUGACCAGGAUGUCCCCUCCUCUCCUUUGGUUGUCCCUGAGCCACAAGAGGAGCUUGAAAUCAAAUCUGAGCCCGCUUCCCCAGACCCAUCCUCCCCUGCCUACACCCUGGACCUGGGCAGUGAAGUGGACGUCUCAGAGAGCGAGGUGAAACCUGUAAUCACUCCUGUUGUCCCUCAAGUUCAGAGGCUUGUCCUCUCUCUUUCCCCGACUCGCAUCGUCCUCGUGCUUGCCCCCAAAAAGGAAGUCUCCAUCGCCACGGUAGCCACUACAUCCUCCCCUCUACCAAAACCCUCCAGAAGCAGACCCUACCCUGAGCCGACGUACACCGCCAGUCCACCCUCAAACAGUGCAGCCGGCGUCAGACUAAAAGGUGCAAGUGGAGAAGAAAAGGUUUCUUUUAAGGCGCCAAAGGCCAAGAAACUGAAGAAGAUGGAGCAGAAUAAGACUGCGGCCACCCGUUACAGGCAGAAGAAGAGAGCCGAGCAGGACGCGCUUCUGGAAGAGCACACAGUGCUGGAGAGGAAGAACAUGGAGCUGAAGGAGAGGGCUGAGUCAAUGGCAAGGGAGAUCGAGUACCUGAAGGAGCUGAUGGAGGAGGUCCGCACCGCCAGGACCACGAAAGGUCUCAGCGCUGACCCCUAG